GGUACAGCUCACUCACUCACAUUCGCUUAGAGCUAGAGAGAGAAAUCGCCAGACUGCGCAGGCUAGUCAUAUUCGAGGACCACAUCGUGCGAGCUACGCUGCAGUCCAGAAUAGGAACAUUGAUUCAUUUUGACGCUCUUUUUGUGAGUGAUCCGGCGGGUUUCGCUUUCGUUGGCUAUCUGUUGACUGGAAUAAAUAGUUUUAUAGUAUUCGAACUGAAUAGUCUAAUGCUCAUUUUUAAAUGGAUAACGCCCCAGCGGUAACCUUCUCUAGUGACAUGGAAAUGCGCCGCAGUGGACUUACCAAGUCUUUGGGUGGCUUUGAAGACAACUGAUUAAAAUAGAUCACCUAAGUUAAAACUCACUUAUCUAGUCGCGCCAAACAUGGAGACUCCAUCAAGCUUUCAGCCUCAUCCAGGACUUCAGCAAACUCUGAAGCAGUUUCAUUUGAGUUCCAUGAGCUCUCUUGGUGGACCGGCGGCGUUCUCCGCUCGGUGGCACCAGGAAAUUCUGUUCAAUAAAGAUGGAAAAACAGCUGAACUGAUGCUGUCAAUGCCUGCACAGACACCCCCUGUUAUGUCGGGUCCGUUGUUCAUUCCAUCCGACCGCACCACCGAAAGGUCCGAAACUGUCCUAGAGCGUGAGCCAAUUUCAUGUUUCGUUGUUGGCGGCGAGAAACGACUGUGUCUGCCGCAGAUUCUCAACAGUGUCCUGCGGGAUUUCUCGCUUCAGCAGAUCAACUCUGUGUGCGACGACCUGCAUAUCUACUGCUCCCGGUGCACGGCGGACCAGCUGGAAAUCCUCAAAGUAGUGGGUAUCCUGCCCUUCUCUGCCCCAUCUUGCGGACUGAUCACUCAGACGGAUGCUGAGCGCCUCUGCAAUGCCCUUAUUUACGGAGGUUCCUAUCCUCCUCACGGCAACAAGGAGCUGUCUGGCUCCAUAGAGUUGGAAAGAACGGAAAAAAGCUUUAAAGUAUACCAUGAAUGUUUUGGUAGGUGCAAGGGGUUAUUUGUCCCAGAACUAUAUUCCAAUCCCAAUGCAGCUUGUAUCCAAUGCAUGGACUGUAGACUUAUGUACCCUACUCACAAGUUUGUGGUCCAUAGCCACAAAAGACUAGAGAACAGGACAGUGCAUUGGGGAUUCGACUCAGCUAAUUGGCGGGCCUAUGUUCUCCUGGACGCGGACUAUACAGGGAAAGAAGAAAAGACUAGGCUGGAGCAGCACCUGAAAGAAAUCAAAGGCAAAUUUGACUUCGUGAGCAAGUUCUCAAACAAAUCAUGCAGAUCUCAUAGCCCAGUCCCAGCCAAGAAGUCCAAACUGGAGAAAAUACACUCUCCAUCAGCUGACAAAGAGAAGCAAUGUGACUGGCUACAGCCUCUUUCACAGUCAGGGAACAAGGAUUUGAAAGCGGUCCAGAUGAAACCAAGGCCGUCUGCCUUCCGCCCCUGGUCGCCCAGAAGUCCGUCCGCUGAGAAGGAGAAGUCUACAAGUCAUAAUGAGAGUUACAGAUCAAACCGCAAAAGUGCAGACACGUCUGCGGUUUCCGACGGAGCCCCGACUCCGUUGGCCUAUCAGAGGGAUGCCUCUGGGGACCGCCGGCCGGUUCCAGGAAGUGGAGACCGGGACUUCAGCGCCAAGCCAGACAACAGGGUGGAGGACGUGGAGACCGACGGGGAGAUCCAGGUGGAUGACUGCGAUGACCACCCACCGGCCGUGCCCUCCUUGGGACCCCCUCCUGCUGGCGCCGUGAGGCCCCUGGAGGGUCCAGUCCGGCUGGGAUUGCCAGGCACCCUGUCAUGCCCCGAGCUGGACUCACUGAAGCAGACCCUGUACGGAGGCUUGGACUCUAAGGAGGCCAGGGAGAAGUUCCUCCAGGAGAUUGUCAAGAUGAGAGUGAAGCAGGAGGAGAAGCUGGAGGCAGCACUGCAGGCCAAACACAGUCUUCAGCAGGAGCUGGAAUUUGUGAGGGUGUCCAAAAAAGGGCGUCUCCGAGAGGCCAUCGAGGCCAAGCGCAACCUGAGGAAAGAAAUCGAGCGCCUGCGCGUGGAGUGGGACCGGAAGAUGAGGGAGGCUGACGAGACCCGUGGCCAUCUAAAGAGAGAGCUAGAGAGGGAGAAAAAUAUCCGGGUGUGCGACAAAGGCUGUGAAGCAGAUUGCCUCAGAGCAAAGUACUCCACACAGAUCGAGGAGCUGCAGGUUCAGUUGCAGCAGGCGGACGCAGACAGGGAACAGCUCCGAGAGCAGCUGCAACAGGAGAGGGAGGCGCGGCAGAGCUUGGAGAGGGUGGUCAGGAACCUUCAGGCUCAACUGGGUGGACCCCAGGAACAAUGACCACCCCACACGUGGCGACACUUCUCGACGAAUCGUACAGGCGCGUGCAGUGAAGUGCGCGGUGGAACUAGAGACACAGAGCAAGACUGCACUGCACCCUUUUGUCAAGGAAAACAGAAUUUCAGCAAAUGAAUGGUGUUUGUGGGAGCAAAGUCAAGAUACGGUUACUGACAUGAUAGAAAUUGACUCUAUAAUAAUAUUUUAACCUAAUUAAAUGAACUGAAUAGAAGCACCAGUACGCAUGUUGUACAGCAUACAGAAGAAACUCUGUAGAAAUCACAAGUGAUUUUAGAGCCCCCAGUCAGAUUCCUGAAGUUUAUGAAUCUUUUGUUUUGGUAUAAGCUAUUUAAAAAAUGUACAAACAUAGCUACAUAAAGUUACUUGAAUAUAUAGGGGAAAAAGAGAAGUGAUUGUUUUCAUGGAAAGACAGUAGCGGAUGUAAAUCUCGCUAGUGCCACAAAAUCUUGGUACACUUUAAGGUAUUACAAACCACUGGAAACAAUGGAUACCAGUUUACCACUAUUUUCUUUUUUUCAAAUCGAUUGGUUUUCUUAAUUCAGACAUUAGUUUUUCCUUUUUGAGGAUGUACAGAAAGUGUUCAGCACCACUGCUACCCUACAGACAAUGCUCACGGGCAUAGCUACGUAUUUACACGUUCACAUACGAACAUACUGUGUACAUGUAUACCAGCUUCUCUUCCGUAUGUAUUGGUGUCGUGUUUAAAGGCUCUAAAGUAUUGGGUAUUGUGUGGACUGGAUUCUCUUUGGCCCACCUUUUGUUCUUAAACAUUUUAUGAAAGUGUACAUUUUUACAAUCAUUACAAAAAAAUUUUUUUGGGGGGGGGGUUGUCUUACGAUACAGUAUAUUGUGUAUGAAACCAGUAUGUGACAAAUGUUUCAAUGUGCUUGCCCAUGCUAGAAUGGAGUUCUGCUCGGUCAGUCUAAUGUUGCCCACAUAAAACACCUUUGGUGAAUUGAGGUAUUUUCCGAUUUUGUAUUGAGUACUGUAAAAUAAUUUAUAUUCCGAAAUAAUUUGCUGCUUGUCAACUAUAGGCAUUCAUUUUUAGUCACUGGUUUUAGGGCUCUUUAAUAAAGCAACAUGUGCUGUUUAUAUGAACAACAUUUCUACAUAUAUACAAAAUAUGGAUAAAUAUAUUUUUUUACUUUACGAAAAGGAAUUGCACUUUUUGAAAAGAUAAUUGCAUUGCGCAUUUAACUCCCUGUUAUGUUUUUCAACUCAAGAAUGAACCUGAACAUAGAAUUGAACAACACUUUAAUUCACUGACCUCUUAUGUAAAUAUGUUUAUGGAUGAUAUUGUAAAUAAGAUAUGUGUCAAUAACUCUGCUUGCUUCACACUUAGAUUGCAUAUGAAUAUUAUUUUGGCUCUUACUUGAAACUAAUAGAAACUCUAUAUUUGAAAUGUUGAUAUUAUAGUUUCAUUAUUGUUCCCUUUCGAUAUCGUCAGAAAUCAAUGGGCAUUAUUCAAAUGGAUUAUGGAUAGAGAAAAUAAAGUGAAACAUUGGUCGAUGACCAAUGAGUGGGCUUUGUGAGAUGAAAACAAAACAUUUCAUAUCUCCUCUGUAUUUUCUUUCUUUUUUAAGAAUUUUCAGAAAAUAUAUCUUAUAUGAUGUAAAGUGUCUACCAAAACCCAGACCAAAAAUGUUACCUGAAGACAAUAUCUCACCAUCCACAUGGUUCUCUAACUUCCCUGUGCUAAAGCUCCUAUCAGGAUACGUAAUGCAGUACACCUUCUAUGGGUUUCAUUCCUAGGUGCCCUUGUGUAUUUUAGAAGAACAUACUUUAAUGUCUUAUAUAUUAGUUACUUUUAUUAUCUCCCCACUGAAUACCUGUUGGGUGCAAUGAUUGUGUUUAUGCUCUUGUUGUAGUUUUGGUUUGGAAGUGGGGUUUGUUUUUGCCGCUUGUUUCAAUGUUUCUUUUUUUCUUUGGAAAACCUGUAUACUACCCAUUAAAAAAUCAAAUCAAGCAUA
Esox lucius (northern pike) is the source of this 4318-nucleotide messenger RNA. RefSeq names its product v-ski avian sarcoma viral oncogene homolog b (gene skib). The record is from RefSeq and is a predicted model, not a curated record. Gene Ontology annotation, biological process: negative regulation of BMP signaling pathway. Gene Ontology annotation, molecular function: SMAD binding; RNA polymerase II cis-regulatory region sequence-specific DNA binding; DNA-binding transcription factor activity, RNA polymerase II-specific. Lineage: Eukaryota; Metazoa; Chordata; Actinopteri; Esociformes; Esocidae. Bases 384 to 2330 code for a protein of 648 amino acids. The transcript has 7 exons. Gene Ontology annotation, cellular component: nucleus.